Exophiala bonariae is the source of this 1503-nucleotide messenger RNA. RefSeq lists its product as uncharacterized. The record is from RefSeq and is a predicted model, not a curated record. Gene Ontology annotation, biological process: lipid catabolic process. Lineage: Eukaryota; Fungi; Ascomycota; Eurotiomycetes; Chaetothyriales; Herpotrichiellaceae. The transcript has a single exon. Gene Ontology annotation, molecular function: triacylglycerol lipase activity. Bases 1 to 1503 code for a protein of 500 amino acids.
AUGCAAUCCCUCCUUUUCCUUGCGAGCCUCGCGGCUGCAGCCUAUGCCCAAAUCAACCUCACCUCGUGCAAUGCAACGGACCUCGCAUGUAUCGUGAACCGCACUCUCGCAGACCAAGCAUUACUGGAGACACCCAAUUACGUGACGGUUCCCAUCGAGGAUGAUCCUUUCUACAGCACGCCCUCGAACUUCUCCGCGCAAGAUGCUCAACCAGGGCAGAUCCUCAAGAUCGAAGCCCACAGCAACAUCUCCUCCUACGCCAUUCCACCCGGCCAAUCGCUCAGCCGGAUAAUGUACACGUCCGUCGACGAGAAAGGUUCCGUCGUCCCUGCCACCGCUGCAAUCCUAUGGCCGUUCACACCGAAACCCUUCAACAACUCUUCGCCGAACACCUACCCGCUCGUCGCCUGGGCGCACGGCACCAGCGGCGUGUUCCGGCAAUGCGCCGUGUCCAAUAUGCGCAACCUGCAGUACGACUUCCGGUCCGUGUUCACACUCGCAUCCGUCGGCUACGCCGUCGUCAUCGCCGACUACGUCGGGCUCGGCACGGACCAGCCCUUCAGCUACCUGGCGUACAAACUGCACGCCAACGACGUCGUCUACGCCGUGCAGGCCUCGCAGUCUGCGUUCCCCCAACUCUCCGCCGAGUGGGUUUCCUUCGGCCACUCUGAGGGCGGCGGCGUCGCGUGGGCGAUCGGCGAGCGGCAGGCUGUGGCGGAAAUCGCACUGCCAGGGUUUCUCGGCACCAUUGCCGCCGCACCACCGCCGUUCCCCAUCGCGAACACUGCGCCCGUGGGCCAUUCCGUGUUCGUCGCCUUCCUGUCCUUCACGAUCGCGCACCUCUACGGUCUCAACCUGACCGAGAUCUUCAACCCGGUCCCACUCCAGGCGCUCCAGCGCGUCCGGGAUAUCAGCGGCUGCAACGACGCCGGCUAUGCCGCGCUCGCGACGUUCUCCGCCGACGACAUCUACGCGAAUACAUCGUGGCCGUUGUCCCAGCCCGCACGGGACUUUGCGAAGGACUAUUCCGUCAGUGGACGGCCGCUCGGGGGUCCAAUGCUCAUCAUCCAGGGUGAGAAUGACACGGUCGUGGGCACGGCGGGCGCGCAAGCCGGAUUCAACGCGACAUGCUCGCUCGCUGGGCUGAAUGGAAGUGGGAACGAGACGGCAGCGCUGAGCGUCGAGUACGUCUCCGUGCGCGGCCAGGACCACAAUCCCUCGCUGUACGCUUCGCAGCGUCUGUGGCUGCAGUGGAUUGAAGACCGGUUCAACGGAUUACCGACCGCGCGCAGCGGCUGUUGGAGGACGGAGUUGGGUCCGGGAUCCAAUACCAAUGUCGACUCUGACUCGCAGGGUGGCAAUGCUGCGGCCCAAGUACAGCUACCGGAACGCUUUGUUGUGCAGUAUUCUAGACCUUGGGUCACCAUCUUCUCGUCCACAUUUUUGCCGCUCAGGCUGCAGGCGGAGAACUCGGGAUUCGUGGAUCCGCCGUCGGGUGCUUGA